Molecule: messenger RNA, 1461 nt
Organism: Cavenderia fasciculata
Lineage: Eukaryota; Evosea; Eumycetozoa; Acytosteliales; Cavenderiaceae
Exons: 4
Coding region: 1-1461 (486 amino acids)
Biological process (GO): regulation of mRNA stability
Cellular component (GO): cytoplasm; nucleus
Molecular function (GO): metal ion binding; poly(A) binding
Source: RefSeq, a predicted model, not a curated record
AUGUUGGAGACACUAGGUAGUUUCGAAUAUACACCAGAGGCUGUAGCAUUUAUACAAAGUGAAAUUAAAAAUCAUUUAGAUUGUGAUGAUAUAUUGGCAGAAUAUAUUGUUGUUAUGGUUAGAAAUAACAAAACAAAAGGAGAUGUUAUGCAUGAUUUAAGUGAGUUUAUACCAAUCGAUCCACAACGUUUUGUAGAUUGGUUGUGGACAUUUGUUGUAUCAUAUAUGGAGAUCAAGAGGGAACCAUCAUCGUCGGCCAUGUCACUGUCGUCAUCGACAUCAUCGUCGGCUGCCAUGGUGGACAGUCCCUCUGCAGGCACCGUCGGACGUGGUGAUGUGCCAAAGCGAGGCCCACCAUCUAGCAAGCUCGUGUUGAACGCUGCAAGAGCUGCAGCCGAAGAUGUAAAGGCUCAUCCCUCCUUGUCAAUGUCUCUUGACGAUAGAUUGGCUCAAGACAGCAAAUACAACAACAAAAAGAAAUUUAAUACAAGAGAUAACAACAAUAACAACAAUAACAACAAUAACAAGAGAGUUGGUAAUCAUAACAAUAAUAACAACAAUAACAAUAGAGGAGGUCACACCAAUUCACACGGAAACAACAACAAUAGACAAAACACACCAAACUUUAAGGUUACUUUUACUACUUUGGAUAGUUCUUCUAGAAAGAGAAAAAUUAACAAUGGUAUGAACGAUGACGAAGAUGAAGAUUCGAUUGACCAAUCAAACGAAGGAACUGAAGACCAACACAUUAUCGACGAAGAGGAAGAUGAUGACGAACAACAAGAAAGUAUGAGAUCAACCAAGAAAUCAGACAAGAAAGAAAGAUGUCAAUUUUGGCCAAUGUGUAAAAAUCAAGAUACUUGUUCUUAUUUCCAUCCAACUACUCAAUGCAAUUUAUUCCCAAAAUGUCCAUAUGGAGAGAAAUGUUUAUAUAUUCACCCAUCGAUACCAUGCAAAUAUGGUGUAGGAUGUACUAAUCCAAACUGUGCCUUUAAUCACCCACAAAGACCAGCUGCCUAUGAUAUCCCAUCCGUUCCACCCUGUCGUAACGGUUUUGCUUGUGCCAACAAAAAGUUUUGUUCAUUUGGACAUCCACCCAUUGCUUGCAAGUAUGGAGAAGCUUGUACAAAGGCUCCAAGAUGUGCUUUUGGUCAUGGUAAAGCUUGUAUGUAUGGUGCCUCAUGUAAAACUCCAAGUUGUACCUUUGCUCAUCAUGUUGAUGGUUCAACUACUCCACCAAAUAGUAUUCCAGUUGAUUGUAGAUAUGGAAAGGAUUGCACCAAUGCAUCAUGUAUAUUUCAACAUCCAGAAAGACAACAACAACAACAAGGAGAUGGAAUGGAUGAAUCAACUGACACGUUAUCCAAUACUCUUCCACAAACUCCUCCAGGUGAACAAUCCGACAAUAGUAUCUCAACUGAUCCACAAGUCACUUCAGAUGCUACUGCCACCACUGUUUAA